This is a messenger RNA of Theobroma umbraticum, 1460 nucleotides long. RefSeq names its product RNA-binding (RRM/RBD/RNP motifs) family protein. Lineage: Eukaryota; Viridiplantae; Streptophyta; Magnoliopsida; Malvales; Malvaceae. Gene Ontology annotation, biological process: positive regulation of mRNA splicing, via spliceosome. The record is from RefSeq and is a predicted model, not a curated record. Gene Ontology annotation, molecular function: RNA binding. Gene Ontology annotation, cellular component: precatalytic spliceosome; nucleolus.
GCUUAACCUCCCUCUAGUUCUAGGUCAGAAGUCUCCGGAGAGCGGAAACCAGAAACGCGAAAGAAAAGAGCAUAAUCAGGGUUUUAGCAAAAGAACCCAAGACAUCAAAGUAAAGAGAAGGGAGGAACAGGGAAUCCACGCAAAAUGACUACGCGAAUCGCUCCAGGAGUUGGAGCGAACUUGCUUGGUCAACAUUCCGCCGAGAGGAACCAAGACGCCACUGCUUAUGUGGGCAAUCUCGAUCCUCAGGUAUCUGAGGAGCUACUAUGGGAGUUAUUUGUUCAAGCCGGUCCCGUUGUUAAUGUUUAUGUGCCAAAGGAUAGGGUGACAAACCUGCAUCAAGGAUAUGGAUUUGUAGAAUUCCGAAGCGAAGAAGAUGCUGACUAUGCGAUUAAGGUGCUCAACAUGAUUAAGCUUUAUGGAAAGCCAAUACGUGUAAAUAAGGCAUCUCAAGAUAAAAAGAGCUUGGAUGUUGGUGCAAACCUUUUUAUAGGGAACCUUGACCCUGAUGUGGAUGAGAAACUUUUGUAUGACACUUUCAGUGCUUUUGGAGUCAUUGUAACAAAUCCCAAGAUAAUGAGAGAUCCAGAGUCAGGAAAUUCACGUGGUUUUGGAUUUAUCAGCUAUGAUUCAUUUGAGGCAUCUGAUGCAGCUAUUGAGGCAAUGAAUGGCCAAUACCUCUGUAACCGUCAAAUAACAGUUUCUUAUGCAUAUAAGAAAGACACCAAAGGGGAGCGCCAUGGCACCCCAGCAGAGAGGGUUUUGGCUGCAAGCAACCCAAAUGCCCAGAAGAGCAGGCCCCAUACUUUGUUUGCAAGUGGACCUCCAUCACUCCCCUCUGGCCCCCAGGCCAACGGUGCUAUAGGUGCACCAGUGCCUCCACGACCUUUUGCAAACGGUAGUGUUCCUCCUGGCCCGAUGCCUGUAGUUCGUCCUCCACCGCCACAAAGUGUACCCUUCCCACCAAUGCAGGUUCCUGGACAAGCACCUUGGCAGGGUCAGCCACAGCAACCAGGUCAACCAAUUCCGCCUCCAGUCAUGCCUCCUCAUAUGCAGUUUAGACCUCCUCCACCAAAUAUGCCACCACCACCACCUCCACAGGCAAUGUCUGCUCUUUCAAGACCUCCCCCACCAAUGGGAAUGGGAGCAUCACAAUGGCCACCACCGCCACCACCACAGCAAAUGGUUGGAAGGCCCCCCAUGCCACAAAUGUCAAUGCCACCCCCUCCCCCACCUCCAUCUACAAGUUAAAAGAUCCGAAAGUCUGUUUCUCUUGAUUUACUAAUUGUAGUUGCAUUUUGGUUUCUCAUGGUGAUGCGAAUGAUUAUAUGAAUUGUUCUCUAUUGAUGUAUGCAUACCCGAAAAUUUGACUGUAGAUGGGGUGAUCGUCCGCUACUGCAAAUUCCUUGAUGCUAACAUGUUAAUGUCUUAUAAGUUUCUAGUUUCAUGUUGAAAUCAAA